Messenger RNA from Phytophthora megakarya, 366 nucleotides. Lineage: Eukaryota; Oomycota; Peronosporomycetes; Peronosporales; Peronosporaceae. The record is from the annotation of a GenBank genome assembly.
AUGGCGCAGUUGAGAGACCAACUCAUCAUGCUCCCAGAAAUCGAGGAACUGACUCCAGAAUGCAACAUCGAUGAAGCUAAUGUCGGAGUUCCGGGAGUCACAACUCUAGAGAUGGAAGCCAAGAUGAGGGAGAUCCUGAAACGCCACCGCAGCAUCUUCCUGGGAGACGGCAAUGCAGCUCCAGCCCCGGCUAGGGGCGUAGUGUGUGAUAUCGACGUUGGUGAAGCAAAACCAGUGGCUUUACGUGCGAGACAGAUUGCCGCACUAUUUUUGGUGAACGUGUUUGAACUCCUGAAGAAGUUGCUGGAGGCUGAGUUCAUUGAGCAUUCAGAGUCCGAGUGCUAUCCCGUUACCCUCUACCUCUGA